UUCUCUCUCUCCCCCAGAGUAGUCUGUUCACAUUUCGCGCACGCUCUCUCUUCCUCUCUAAAACCACCGGUGCCUCUUCAAAUCCUCACUUCUCCAACCAGUGAGAAAAUCAUCUCUCUCUCUCUCUCUCUCUCUCUCUCUCUCUCUCUCCUACCAAACAGUUACCUACUUCCCGAAUUUUCAGCAUUCUCUUCAUCUCAUUCCUAUGAGUAGACUUCAGUCACAUUCCUUAUCGCUUUCUCCACAUAACUAAACAGAGAGAGAAAACAGACUGCUCGUUUCGUUCCUUCUAAAAAUCUCUCCGUUCCGCCUAGGGUAUUUUAAGAAAUGGAGAAAAAACAGGGCUUCUUCUCCGCUCUGAAGGACGAGGUGGUCCGAGGCCUAUCCCCGGCGAGGUCGCGCGCCAAGAGCCCCGCGCGGAGCAAGUCACCGAUGAUGUGGCGGAGCAGCAAGCAGCGGCAGAGCCACGUGGCGAACGUCGAUUCGUCGUCGAUCGGGAGGUCAGGGAGCGUCGGCGAGACGCUGACGCCGUUGAUGGAGGGUCCGGAUCCCGACAGCGGCGGGGUCGGGGACUCGAAGCGGCACGGGUUGGGGCAGUGGAUGAUGGGUCAACUCUCGAGGACUCCGUCCAGUAUGGCUUCGAAUUUUAAUCGGAGGUCUGAUCUGAGGCUUUUGCUUGGUGUCUUGGGCGCUCCGCUUGCCCCCGUGCACGUUAGCGCCAAUGAGCCUUUGCCUCAUCUCAGCAUCAAAGACACUCCCAUCGAAACUUCAUCUGCCCAGUACAUAUUGCAGCAAUAUACUGCUGCAUCUGGUGGGCAAAAGUUGCAGAACUCCAUCCAGAAUGCAUAUGCUAUGGGAAAGGUGAAGAUGAUAGCCUCUGAGUUUGAAACUGCAACAAGGGUAACAAAAAAUCGGUACGGAGCAAGAGAUGCUGAGACUGGUGGAUUUGUUCUAUGGCAAAUGAAUCCCGACAUGUGGUAUGUUGAGCUUGCAGUUGGAGGAAGCAAGGUUCGUGCCGGCUGCAAUGGUAAGAUCGUCUGGAGGCACACGCCAUGGCUUGGAGCCCACACUGCUAAAGGACCCGUCAGACCUUUACGACGUGCCCUUCAGGGUCUUGACCCGAGAACGACUGCUAGUAUGUUCGCAGAUGCAAGAUGUAUUGGGGAGAAAAAGAUCAACGGCGACGAUUGCUUCAUCCUCAAGCUUUCUGCUGAUCCUCAGACCUUGAAGGCAAGGAGUGAGGGCCCAGCAGAGAUUAUAAGGCAUGUCUUGUUUGGCUACUUCAGCCAGAAGACCGGCCUUCUUGUCCACAUGGAGGAUUCUCACCUCACACGCAUCCAGUCCAAUGGUGGAGAAGCAGUUUAUUGGGAAACCACUAUAAACUCGUUCCUUGAUGAUUACAGACCUGUCGAAGGGAUCAUGAUAGCACACUCAGGGCGUUCAGUGGUGACCCUUUUCAGGUUUGGUGAGACGGCAUCGAGCCAUAGCAAGACAAGGAUGGAAGAAGCUUGGACAAUUGAAGAGGUCGCGUUCAAUGUACCGGGAUUAUCAGUAGACUGUUUCAUCCCCCCAGCUGACUUGAGGUCUGGCACCUUUGGCGAAGCAUGUGAACUCUCUCAAGGAGAAAGGGGAAAGAGCGCCAUUGUCCUCACAGCACAUAGGGCUAAGGUUGCUGCGCUGGAGGAAGCACACGAUGGCAACGUUGACAACAUGGUAUGGAAAAGGGAUGUCUAACAAAGGUAGAAGGUUUACACAAAGGGCCAAUUGUUCAUACGUAGUUAGCUUUUAAUUUGACGGACUUAUCGGGUUACAACUUAGGAUUUGCGUCAUUGAGGAAUUUUACGAGUUCAGGUAUGCCUCUAUUAUUCUGUAAAUAGAGCUGUUCUACGUACGCCUGGAUGAAUCUUUAUCAAUGCACUACGGCGACUGUGGAGGAUUACUUUCUUAUAGCAGAAGCUUUAACAUUAUGUGAUUGUACUAAUUCUCGUCUUAACACACACGGCAGUAGCAGUGACAAGAACUCUGACCACUAUCCUCUCAGUUUUCCUCAAUUCUUAGGUGUUAGUGUAUUAUUGUUGGGGUUUUUUUUUCUGUUUUGUUGAAGUUGUUUUGGAGGGGGGGUGUGGGUAAGAAUAAGGAAUGGAAAUAUUGAGCAAAAUCUGUUUCCAUGUGAGAUUCUGGUUUUAUAUUGUCAGCGCAGUUUUGGCUGAGAAGAGCUGACGUAAAUUGUGUCUAUCAGAUACUCCAUUAAAUUUAUUUAUGAAUGUUAGAGAUGCGAAUUUGGAUC
Messenger RNA from Rhododendron vialii, 2287 nucleotides. RefSeq lists its product as uncharacterized. The transcript has 3 exons. Lineage: Eukaryota; Viridiplantae; Streptophyta; Magnoliopsida; Ericales; Ericaceae. Bases 328 to 1734 code for a protein of 468 amino acids. The record is from RefSeq and is a predicted model, not a curated record.